UCUGUCAGUUUCCAGUAACAGUUUGUCACAAUAAUGGUACAGUGUUAUAGUCCUGUAAUCCGCAUUUGCAAAGUGACAUUAAAAUCAUCUUUGUAUGAUUUAUUUUAGUUGUUGCUGGAUUAAGACACAUUAACAGCUGUGUUCUCUCUGGGAAAACUAACUGGACUGCGAAAACCCUGUUUACCUCCUCGACUUGAGCAUGUACUUCAGACCAGCUGUUUACUCUCCGCUCCAGCAAAAGAUGCUCCAUGUGAGGAGCUGUGGGAGCUUAGUUACAACUAAAAUGGACGAAGUGUACACUUUGCAGCGGGAGGUUGGUCGAGGCAGUUAUGGAGUUGUGUUUGAGGGUCGUAUUACCGAGACUGGCUGGUGGGGUCAGCGUGGGGACACGGUGGCUAUCAAACGUCUCCCCUGCUGUAGCCCAGAAAGCAUUGAACUUUACCUGCAAGAACUUUGGGCUAUGAGAGCCACAGCCCGAAACCAUCCUAAUGUCAUUGCCCUCUACAACUGCUUCCUGCAGACGGGACCUAAAACACUGCAGCCUCUGAAGUCAAGCAGGCUGCCUUUGGACCUGGUAGAGAGCGCUCUUAAAGGAAGAGUUGUUGACAAAGACUCAAAAAGCCAGAGGAGGAACACGUCUAGGACGAGGAGAAGGAUAGCACAGACAGAGGAGGUGCCUAAACGCUGCUUUGCCCUGUGGUUGGUCAUGGAGUACUGUGAAGGAGGUGACCUAAACCAGUACAUGCUGUCCAUGUGUCCAGAUUCCCAGCGUAAUCACCAGGUUGUACGGCAGCUCAGUAGUGCUAUGGCCUUCCUUCAUGGAUUGGGCAUAGUGCAUAGAGACCUAAAGCCAGACAACGUUCUUGUUUGUCUGACUAAAACUGGGCCAGUGGUAAAGGUGGCAGAUUUUGGGCUCAGCAAGAUGGUGGAGGGCCCCACAGAUGGAGAGCAGAGCAGGUUGGCCCUCUCCUCUACUUGUGGCUCAGACUUCUACAUGGCUCCUGAGGUGUGGGCUGGCCUCAACUACACUGCCCAGGCCGACAUCUUCUCUUUGGGUGUGCUUUUCUGGGCUGUGUUGGAGAGAAUCACCUUCUAUGAGGAUGGCUCUAACCAGGAGCAGCUGGGAGCGUAUGUGGAAAGGGGUCGAUGGAUUACCCCACUGGGAGAGGCCCUUUGUCAAAACCCUUCCUUGCAGCUGGUCAUUCCCAUAAAGGCCCGGCGGGCUCCACCAGUGCCACCUCCUCCGAACUCUGCCAUCUGCACACUGCUGCUGGAUAUGCUGGCCUACGACCCUGAUGCCAGACCCACUGCACUACAGCUGGAGAAGAGGGUCCACCAGGCCAUAGACCCCCCUUGAGACAAAACCUUCUAAAUUUCCCAUCUCUCUUUUAACGGACUAAUGCAGUGGUCCUCAAACUAGUCAUUUGGGCCCCUCCAGACAUCACAAAUGUUAAGUCUAUGAGGUGCAAUUAAAAAAAAAAGUUUGAGAAACCACUUGCCUGCUAGUAGGUGCUUUUGUACUGUAUUGUAUGUAUAAUUAAGAUUUGUCAGGGAUUUUGAACAUGUAUGAUUCAAACAUUUUUGUACAUAGCUUAAAUUUGUCUGUGCUGUAUUUUGAUUGUAUGUCAAUGGCAAAUAAAACAAAUGA
Molecule: messenger RNA, 1648 nt
Organism: Astyanax mexicanus (Mexican tetra)
Lineage: Eukaryota; Metazoa; Chordata; Actinopteri; Characiformes; Acestrorhamphidae
Product: Serine/threonine-protein kinase pdik1l-B-like
Exons: 4
Coding region: 200-1357 (385 amino acids)
Biological process (GO): autophagy; axon extension; autophagosome organization
Cellular component (GO): cytoplasm; autophagosome
Molecular function (GO): protein serine/threonine kinase activity; ATP binding
Source: RefSeq, a predicted model, not a curated record